AGCACGAAAACCAACGAAAAUGACCAAAAAGCCCCGCACACGAUUCAUUAUUUAGACAUUAUUAUCCGCUAAGGUAUUUUUCGUAAUAUGGUUGUGAAAAUUGGAGUAAUUGAGGAUUAUCAUCGUGGGAGUAACUAUUUAAUGCGUAGAGUGUAAAGGGUUGGUUCUGAAACCGGGAAUUUUCUGGUAUCCAAAAUCUCCAGAAGUUCAAAUUUCGAAGCCUCCACGAAAAAUAUUGACAACGACCUAAGAGAAGGAGGUGGAGGAUUGAGAACAUCAAAGGGUUAGUGCAACAAUUUAAGAGCCUCAUUUCAUCGUUAAGGGAACAAAAAUCGAAAUCGACAUCGAUUUUUUGAUGCCCCAGAUGGUUUUCUGAAUCUUGGUGUUGCUGAUCAGGAACCGUAAUCAUCAGUGGGAAGAGACAAAAGUUGGAGGAAUAAUUUAUGUAUGUCGUUGGGGUUGUUAUGUUUGAAAGCAAGGUUUAAACUUUGAGGUCUAUUUUUUUUUUUUUUUUGGAGGGAGGGGGGUGUUGUUCUCUCUCUCAGAAGAAAAUACAAUGAAUGUGGUAGGCAAAGUUGGAAGCUUGAUAACUCAAGGUGUGUACUCAGUUGCUACCCCAUUUCACCCCUUUGGUGGCGCUGUUGAUGUGAUUGUUGUUCAGCAACAAGAUGGGACAUUUCGAAGCACACCUUGGUAUGUUCGGUUUGGUAAAUUUCAGGGUGUUCUCAAAGGUGCGGAAAAGAUUGUUCGGAUAAAUGUUAAUGGCGUUGAAGCCAAUUUUCAUAUGUAUCUUGACAAUUCGGGUGAGGCUUAUUUUUUGAAGGACGUGGAUGAUGAUAAAGGGGUUGAGUCAAUUGAGGUUGGUCAAAAUUCUAGAGACAAAAAGCAUAGCUAUUUGAGUAAUGGUCAUAGACUUGAUCAUAGCAUCUCAGAUUCCGGGGUGCUUCGGUUGAAAGAUGAGGGUGAUUCCCCAGUUGCGCCUCGGAUUCAAAGGGCUGAAUCUGAUGUUGAUAGGAGAUUUUAUGAAUUUCCAGAUGAUCGAUCUUCUUUUGAAGAUUCAGUUGAGUUGUCAGAGUAUGAGUCUAAUUCAUACGAGAGCCUAGAGGGAGACAAUUGUGUGGAGUCACAAGGUUCACAUCCAGAGAUGGUAUUGGUAAGUGUUGAUGGUCAUAUAUUGACGGCUCCUAUCUCCGAAUCAGAGCAGACUGAGGAGAAUGUGCAGUUAAAAACUCCUCAAUUUCAUCUGGGACCAGGUGAAGAGACCGACUUAUGUGAAGGCAAUGGAGAGUUAAGUACUGGUGAAAAUGCUUGGGCUGCUGAUUAUAUUAAUCAGCUGGAUGCCAGAACGACUGAUGUCCAACCCAGACACUAUGAGACUAAUGGUAAUGAUAAUACUUCUAAGCUCUUGCUUGAAGUUUGUCAAGGAGAGGAGGUACAUGUUUGUCAAGCACAGGAAACCUUGGAAGUUAAAAAUAAAGAUCAUAUGAAAAAUGAAUCAGAAGGGGCUAAAUCAAGAAUCAAGAGGGAGACUGUUUUCAAAAGCUGUUUGGAGCUACAAGAUUUUGGUCAUCAGGCAGGAAAUGGUGAUAUCCAUGAUAUAGGUUCAUCAUUGGAGAAUCAAAAUCCCACAGAGGAAUCUAAUGCAAGUUGUCCUGUAGUAGAUGAAAAUGAACAAGAGAGCACUGUGCAAUCAAAAAAUGGUGACGAGUUAUCACCUCCUAGUAAUUCUACUUGUAAUGGCCAAAGAUCUCUAAAACCAGAAUUGGAAAUUCAAGAAGUUGAGAAAAAUGCAUCUGGAGAGGUUGAAACUGCUUCUGGCUCUCGUUCUGUUACUACUGAUACUGAACAGAAUGGUGAACAUGUUGACAAGUCAGUAUCAAAUGAUGAGGUAGAUGAGAGUCAGCAGACCCUUGCACUCAAAGAUGUUGGGGCUACAAGUGAGGUUGUGGAACCUCAAACAGAAACUAAGAAUAAAGGGGAUCAAAGCCAUUUUGGUUUGGGAUUUGAGAUCUCACUUUGUGGUCAUGAACUUAAGGUGGGCAUGGGUUCAGUAGCUGCUGCUGAAGUGUUUGAAGCACAUCGCAUAUCUGCAGUUGACUUCACAAGUUCUGCUCCAUCAAUAAUUAAAAAUCAAAAUCUCGUUAUCAAGUUUAAAGAGAGGUACUUGAUGUGGGAAAAGGCUGCUCCUCUAGUUCUUGGAAUGGCUGUUUAUGGUUUAGAUUUACCUGUUGAGCCCAAGGAUACAAUUCCUGUGGAACAGGAUCAUGCAUUGAAGUCCAGGGAUGAUGAUCAAGGAUCAUCUUCGUCUGGACGCAGAUGGAGACUUUGGCCUAUUCCUUUUCGAAAGGUCAAAACAUUUGAGCAUACUAAUAACAACUCAUCUAAUGAGGAGGUAUUUCUAGAUUCUGAGUCUGGGUCUUUUGCAGACCCAACUCCAUCAUCCAGUACCCAGGGAUCUCCGCAUAAGCAAUUUCUAAGAACAAAUGUUCCCACUAAUGAGCAGAUAGCAUCCUUAAAUCUCAAAGAUGGUCAGAAUUUGGUAACCUUCAGUUUCUCUACAAGAGUUCUUGGAACACAACAGGUUGAUGCUCAUAUUUAUUUAUGGAAGUGGAAUGCAAGAAUUGUAAUUUCAGACGUUGAUGGAACCAUUACCAAGUCUGAUGUUUUGGGGCAGUUCAUGCCUUUAGUUGGCAAAGAUUGGACACAAUCUGGAGUGGCAAGGCUUUUCUCUGCCAUUAAGGAAAAUGGAUACCAGCUACUUUUUCUGAGUGCCCGAGCAAUUGUCCAGGCAUAUCUAACCAGAAACUUCUUGCUUAACCUGAAGCAGGAUGGAAACACCUUACCAAAUGGACCUGUUGUUAUCUCACCUGAUGGAUUAUUUCCCUCACUUUUCAGAGAAGUGAUAAGAAGGGCACCUCACGAGUUCAAGAUUGCUUGUUUAGAGGAUAUCAAGAGACUUUUCCCAUCUGACUAUAAUCCAUUCUACGCGGGAUUUGGCAAUAGAGAUACAGAUGAACUUAGUUACAGAAAGAUCGGAAUCCCGAAGGGAAAAAUAUUCAUUAUUAACCCUAAGGGCGAAGUGGCUAUUAGUCAUCGAAUUGGUGCAAAAUCAUAUACAUCGUUACAUACCCUCGUCAAUGACAUGUUUCCUCCAACAUCUUUGGUCGAGCAGGAGGACUUCAACUCAUGGAAUUAUUGGAGAACGCCAUUGCCAGAUGUUGAUUAGUUCAUUGCUUAUGACAUUAAGUUCUUUUUGUCAUGGAUUGAGGUUGAAACCAUUCAAGAUGUUAGCCGAAAAGCCGGACAUUCCUCCUAUUUGAUCCAUUCACAUGCCAUAAUUGAUUGGAGAGUAGUGUCCUUCUGUACUGGUUUCAUUGGUGGGCAUGUAAGUUCUCCAAGAACAUUAUUUUUUGUGGUGAUCAUACCCUCUUUUGAUCUGCAUUAAAUCCUGAUUCAUUAGAAUUCACCCAUCAACAGAAUUGUACAACAUUUGGCUUACAUGUUAUAUUCUUGUAUAUUUUUCAAUUUUCAUUGGGGGUGAUCAGGGAAUAAUGGCAUAGAUGCUUAACAUUGCAACUUUUUCAUAUGCAACUUUAAGUCUCUAGUCUUAACCUGAUAUUGAUGUUAAUCUUUAGUUUGUCCAUCAUGCUUAGAAACUAGAAACGGUAGGAAACCAAUCGGACCCUAUUAGAGUGUGGAGCUAGAACUAGAACAUGUAUGCAACAUGAAAGCCAAGGUAGUAAAUUCUCUUGUUUGACUUGUUAUACAAUGGCUUGAAUUGAAUUGUAGAUUGUGGAAAACUUAUUGUUGCGCUCAAUAUAUUGUAAUCUCAGAAUGGACUACUCAAUUGG
Molecule: messenger RNA, 3851 nt
Organism: Cajanus cajan (pigeon pea)
Lineage: Eukaryota; Viridiplantae; Streptophyta; Magnoliopsida; Fabales; Fabaceae
Product: phosphatidate phosphatase PAH1
Biological process (GO): lipid metabolic process
Molecular function (GO): phosphatidate phosphatase activity
Source: RefSeq, a predicted model, not a curated record